CUCUCGUAGCAGGGGCUUGGUACAGCAUGUAAAGUCAAUCUAAUCUAAUGAGAACAAGGAAAGAGUGCCUAAACAGUUCAUAUUAGUAACUUGAAAUCUUUUCAUAUGCCUUUAUAAUGCCGAAGAGUGAAUCUAGAUCACGUUCAAGAAGUAAGAGUGGUAGUCCGCGCCGGAAACACAAGAAAGAGCGCAGUUAUCGCCGGCGAACGAAAAGUCGUUCUCCCAGCGCGACGCCAUCUUCGACCAAGAGAAGAAGUCGCGAUCGAUCUCCUCGGCGCCGCUCUCGAUCACCACGGAGGAAGAAGAGAUAUUCGAGAAGUAGAUCUCGCUCUCCUAGUGUUGAUCGAUUCGGCCGUUCUAUAGUGAAAAGAAAAGAGGAUGAUCCUAGCUCGAAACGAAAAGAAGAAGAAGAAAGAUUGCAGGAGAUGGAACGUCAGAGAAAAAUUCGAGCCACUGAGAAAGAAAAAAUGAUGAUAGAGGAAGAAACUCAAAAGCGGGUUGAAGAUCUUGUUGCUAAGAGAGUAGAUGAAGAACUUGCCAAAAGGAAAGAUGAAAUUGAUGCUGAAGUCAUGAAGAGAGUAGAAGAGGCCAAGAGAGUGAUGGAAAAACAGAUGGUUGAAGAAUUUGAAAAACGAAGACAGGAGCAACUUGAAGAACAACAAAUGAAGGAGGAGGAAGAACGUCGUAAGAUCACUCUGCUAGAGAGCAAAGUAGAUGAACUCCAAGUGAAACUAAAUGAAGCAAAUCAAAAGUUGGCAGAAGAACGUUUACAAAUGGUUGAAGAAAGAAGAACAUUAACGGAACAGAAAGUGUCUUUGGAACGAGAAAUCAAGAAGCAAGAAAAGGCCUCCCAAGACCUAAUUCUGAACAAAAACAGAAACAACAGGCAGAAACUUACUUUUGGAUUCAAGCCAAAGGGAACUUUAUGAAGGAUGCCACCAGCUGAGGGUAUCCCAGUCAUCCUGCAUCACUGUCCAUUUCAUUUCUUUUUUCUUUCUUUCUUUCUUUCUUUCUUUUUUUUUUUUAUUUUUUCACUUGAAAAUGACAUUGGUGGUUUGGUGAAGCACAUGGUACCAGUGUAUGCUGUCCAAGGGAAGGAUAGCUUUUAUGCAAGGCGUGGUAUUUUAAAUUGCUUUUGUAAUUCUUUUUGUGUCCUUAUACCCAAUCCUUCCUCUUAUUUAUUUUCCUUAUUGUUUUUAAGGGGCUAGUUAAGUCAUGUAUUAUAAGGAAAUCUUUUUAAUCUUUGGGCCAGUAGUCAGAUCUUAUUAUUAGCAAAAUUAUAGCCAUGUGACAAAAAUGACAAUACUUUGCAGCCCAGACUGACUUCCAACUGUCAGGGUAAAAAAAAAAAAAGCUAGAAACACCUUAACGUUCAACAUAAUUUGUUGAGGAAAAUCAAUCCAGAGAUAAGGAAAUAUGUGCAAUCUGCAAAACCCUUAAAUAGUACAACUUUUGCUUCUAACAGUGCAGUUUUUCCCACAUUGAAUUGGCUCCUUCUUGCCAUAACAACAUUACAGAAAUGUUUUUGUUGUUCAAAACUCCCGGAGUUUGACAGUGAUGCAAAUUGAGAUGAUAUUGAAAGACUUCAAUUAAGGCUUUUUGUCAUGCUCUUGAAUCAUAUGCAAUUUUUAUUGUCCAUGUUUCUCUUUGGCUGUUUUCUGUUUCUGUUGAAUUUUCUGGUAUUUAGGAAUCAUUACUUAAACCUCCAUCAAAUUGGUCACUGGUGAAGUUACCUUAAAAUCCACAACCUUAGGUAUUUCAUUAAUUUCGGAAGUAUGCGUACAUAAGGACAUAAGUGGGCAGAAGAUUUGUCACCAGUCUUUCUCUUCUGUCCAUUCAACAUGUCGCGCAACGAACCGAUCCUGUUGUUGAUUGAAUUGUGAGAGUUCGUUACAAAAAUCACCCAACAACCAAAAAGGAGACAAAAUAUUUACAAAAACUACCUUUAUUGAUGACUGCCUUUAGAAUAUAUCGAAUGUUUUCCGAAAAACCCGCAAAAACCGGGAGGUGGAAUGGCCAUGGCUCCUUUGUGGGGAGUAACCGCCGGUUACCGGCUUCUAAUGAAAUCCCUGCAACCCAGCCUUGAAAUGACUGAAGAAAGUUUGUGUCUUUUUCUCCCUUCUAUUUCUUUUUUUGUUUACUUGUAUUUUGUUUUGUUUUUUUGUAAUUUUGCAUUUCAAGGUAAAGUCUUUAGUUGUUCUUCCUCCCGUAAAAUUUUGUAGAUAACUCAUUUCAUUAAAAGUGAUUAUAUUGUUAA
Stylophora pistillata is the source of this 2257-nucleotide messenger RNA. RefSeq lists its product as uncharacterized. Gene Ontology annotation, cellular component: nucleoplasm; mitochondrion. The record is from RefSeq and is a predicted model, not a curated record. Lineage: Eukaryota; Metazoa; Cnidaria; Anthozoa; Scleractinia; Pocilloporidae. Gene Ontology annotation, molecular function: cadherin binding.